This is a messenger RNA of Rotaria sp. Silwood1, 426 nucleotides long. The record is from the annotation of a GenBank genome assembly. Lineage: Eukaryota; Metazoa; Rotifera; Eurotatoria; Philodinida; Philodinidae.
CCAAAUGCGAAUGCACGUGAACCAAAAGGAAUUCAUUGCUAUAGUUACGCAAAUAGUCUUGUUCCAAUUCAAUUUGAAUUGCCACGUAUUAAUCCAAAAUUUAUUGGUAAAUCAUAUCGAUAUGUAUAUGCUACACGUGCACCACCUGGCCGAUUGUUCGAUGCAUUGAUUAAAUUAGAUGUUCAAUCAAAAGAACAAGUAGGUUUAUGGGAAGAAGCAUGUAAAUCACCCAGUGAACCUAUUUUUGUUCCAAGACCUGAUGCUAAUCAUGAUCAAGAAGAUGAUGGAGUUGUUUUAUCGAUAGUUUUAGAUCAACAAGCUAAGAAAUCAUUUUUACUUGUACUUGAUGGCAUUACAUUUAAAGAACUUGCUCGUGCUCAUCUUCCCAUACAUAUUCCUUUAUCAUUUCAUGGCAACUUUUAUUAA